Capsella rubella is the source of this 1557-nucleotide messenger RNA. Its product is annotated as transcription factor TCP18. The record is from RefSeq and is a predicted model, not a curated record. Gene Ontology annotation, cellular component: nucleus. NCBI's taxonomy places the organism in Eukaryota, Viridiplantae, Streptophyta, Magnoliopsida, Brassicales, Brassicaceae. Gene Ontology annotation, molecular function: DNA-binding transcription factor activity; sequence-specific DNA binding. Gene Ontology annotation, biological process: regulation of secondary shoot formation. Bases 138 to 1442 code for a protein of 434 amino acids. The transcript has 4 exons.
UCUCAUUUUCUUAUCUUUUUUUUUGUGUGUGUGUGUGUAUAAUCUGAAGAAGAUUUUGGUACAAGUGUCAUUCUCAAAAUUUUGUCUUAGGGUUUUUUAAUUUUAAUUUUGUUGCUACAAAACCCCCCCAAAAAGACAUGAACAACAACACUUUCAGUAGUACUACUACCACCAUCAAUGAUGACUACAUGUUAUUCCCUUAUAAUGACCAUUAUUCCUCACAAGCAGUGCUCCCUUUUAGUCCUUCCUCUUCCUUUAACGACAUCUUGAUUCAGUCCACCUCCAACACAUCAAACAAUCAUCUUGACCAUCACCCUCAUCAAUUCCUACAACCUUCUCCUUUUUCUCAGUUCGAAUUCGUCCCGGAUUGUUCCCUCUUGUCCUCUUUCCUCCCACAAAACAAUGGCCAUGAUGAUAAUCAAGAAAUUAUCACCAAUGACAACCAUCAUCCAUCACUUCUCCAUCCUUUGAACAACACCAUUGGAGACCAACCAGCUGAGCCCUCGGAGACUAUUACCCACAUCGAAGAUUCCCAGACAAUCUCAACUUCUCAAGACCAGAAAAUGAAAAAAGCCAAGAAACCAAGCAGAACGGACAGGCACAGCAAGAUCAAAACGGCCAAAGGGACACGAGAUCGUAGGAUGAGACUCUCGCUAGAUGUCGCCAGAGAGUUGUUUGGCUUACAAGACAUGCUUGGAUUCGACAAAGCUAGCAAAACCGUUGAAUGGUUGCUCACACAAGCCAAACCCGAGAUCAUAAAGAUUGCUAAAACCCUUUCUCACCAGUGCGGCUUCAGCAGCGGCGACGAAUCUCAAACCCGACCGGCGUUAGGAUCCAUGGAUACAUCGUCUGAUCUAUAUGAACUUGCAUCCAUGUGGACGGUCGACGAUAGAGGCAGCAAUACUAACACCACUGUAGAAACAAGAGGAAACAAGGUCGAUGGGAGAUCAAUGAGAGGUAAGAGAAAGAGGCCAGAACCACGUACGCCUAUUUUGAAGAAGUUAUCCAAGGAUGAAAGAGCCAAAGCAAGAGAAAGAGCAAAGGAUAGAACAAUGGAGAAAAUGAUGAUGAAGAUGAAAGGAAGAUCACAACUGGUAAAAGUUGUGGAAGAAGGAGUUCAUCAUCAGGGUGAUCAGAUAGUAAAGAAUGAUAUAAGCAAAGUGAAUCAAAGUUCUUUCAAGGUGACGCACUGCGAAGAAGAUAUCGAAGAGCUUGGCAAGAACGAUCGUUUUGCAGUUUGCAACGACUUUGUGAUGACCAAGAAAGAUCACAUUUCUAACGAGUCUUAUGAUAUAAUCAACAAACUGAACUCACCAUUUCCAAUUCAUCAUCAUCGCAGUCAAGGGGAAGCUAAUUCCAUUGAGCAGCAUCAGUUUACUGAACUUCAUCACUUCUUGCCGAAACCAAGAGACCUCAUGUACAACUAUCAAAACAUGUGUUGACAGUGAUUUACCGUUAGUAUAUAUCUCAAAUUAAUAUUAGUUUGGUGAGAGAUAUACAUGAAUCUUAUUGAUUUAUAUGAAUGCUUUUUCUUUUAUUUCGUUAGUGUAUUAAAAU